UUGCGGAGCCGGACCUUCGGCCCGGCCAGCGCCUGCCCGGGUGGCCGCGCGAGCCCGCGAGCCCUGUGAGCGCGCGGCCGCUCCCGUGCGCCGCAGAGGCCGUGCCCGGAGCAAAGCGAUGAGGUUCUGAUCGACCUGUGGUGAGGGGCAGCACAUCUCUGACGACGGUUGUGUUCCUUUCCCGCAGGUGGACUAGAGCCACAGGGAAAAUGGUGGAAAAUUCACCGUCGCCACUGCCAGAAAGAGCGAUCUAUGGUUUUGUUCUGUUCUUAAGCUCCCAGUUUGGCUUCAUACUUUAUCUCGUGUGGGCUUUUAUUCCUGAAUCUUGGCUAAACUCAUUAGGCCUGACCUAUUGGCCUCAAAAAUACUGGGCAGUCGCAUUGCCUGUCUACCUCUUGAUUACUAUAGUCAUUGGUUAUGUACUCUUGUUUGGCGUUAACAUGAUGAGCACCUCUCCGCUCAACUCCAUUCAUACAAUCACAGAUAACUAUGCUAAAAAUCAGCAGCAGAAGAAAUACCAAGCAGAGGCCAUCCCAGCACUGAGAGAUGUUCCUAUUAGUGAAGUAAACCGAAUGUUCUUUCUUUCAGCCAAAGAACCUUAUACUAAAAACUGAAUCGAGUGUGAACAGAUGAACAUCAAUGGAAGACAGCUUGUACUCGUAUCUCCUUCUGCAUUGGAUCUGUUAUGUCACCACACAACACAAAGCCUCUGGAAGACUCCAUUGCGUACUCAUGAGAACAAGAAUGAGGAAGACAGCUGUCACCUUAAUACUGUGAAAAUGGUUUUGAUCUGUAGCCCCGAUAGGGAAUUUCUGGGUCCUGGAUUUUAAGAAGCACCAGCCUGUGUGUGUGACUGCUUUGACUAGACAUGUCCUGUGGCUGCACCCUCUGUUCCACUUCUUCUUCAGCUGCUGAUGCCCAAGACAGUUCCCCUGAGGUUUGACCACAUCCACCCAUGCCACUGCUUCUUGUCACAUACACUGGAAGGAGGGGGGUUAAUAGCUGUGGGACCACUGGAGCCGGAUGUGGGGCAGGCAUCAGGAUAAACACAUCCUUCGCCAUCCCCCAAGGAGACGAUUCUGAGCUCUGUGCCUUGAGCUCGGUUGCCAUGGUGGUGGGGACCUUGGUCACAUGCCUGUGCUGGCUUGUCUGUCAGCUCUGUUGCAUUCCCUCUGCUACUCGCUCCUGUGUGCUGUGGCCAUUUUCCCAGUUAACUGCCUACUCACAGACCUUUACCAUAGCCCUACUCUGGGGGCAACUGUAGACGCAAUGUUUUAUUUUGUGUAAAAAUGAGCUUCAGUUAUAGGUUUGUGGUACAUAAUGCAUUUCCCUGCUGCAUAU
Molecule: messenger RNA, 1341 nt
Organism: Lepus europaeus (European hare)
Lineage: Eukaryota; Metazoa; Chordata; Mammalia; Lagomorpha; Leporidae
Gene: PIGP
Product: phosphatidylinositol glycan anchor biosynthesis class P
Exons: 5
Coding region: 210-614 (134 amino acids)
Biological process (GO): GPI anchor biosynthetic process
Molecular function (GO): phosphatidylinositol N-acetylglucosaminyltransferase activity
Source: RefSeq, a predicted model, not a curated record